Messenger RNA from Mytilus trossulus (common blue mussel), 969 nucleotides. Its product is annotated as transcription intermediary factor 1-alpha-like. Bases 1 to 969 code for a protein of 322 amino acids. NCBI's taxonomy places the organism in Eukaryota, Metazoa, Mollusca, Bivalvia, Mytilida, Mytilidae. Gene Ontology annotation, biological process: protein monoubiquitination. Gene Ontology annotation, molecular function: ubiquitin protein ligase activity; zinc ion binding. The transcript has a single exon. The record is from RefSeq and is a predicted model, not a curated record.
AUGGCGACUUGUUUGGAAUGCAAAAUCAAAUUAUGCAGUUACUGUCGAAAUUACCAUGGAAAAUUGAAAGCAUCAAGGAAUCAUACAAUUGAACCCUUGCAACAAAAUAAAUCAGAUGACGUGGAUCAGUCUGGAGAAAAUGAUAAGGACAAAUGCAAAGACCAUGGUAAGGAAUUUUCAUUCUUCUGUAAACCAUGUAAUUGUUUAUUGUGCAUCGAGUGUUCAGAAGAAUACCAUCGUUGCCAUCAAGUCGAAAACUUUUCUCUGUUACUUCAAAGCAAAAAGGAAAAGUUGUUAGUCCGAAUCGCUAGCUUCAAAGCCAGAAUUUCGUUUCUAGAAAAUACUGCUGAUAUGGUAAGAUUAAAUAAAAGUAACUAUGACAAUCACUGUCUCGUGAUGAAACAAGAUGUAAAAGAACAUGCCAAAUAUUUGAAAGAUCGGUUUUGUAGUGCUGUCGAUGAACUAACAAAUAAAAACUUACAUACUAUCGAUGAUGUAAAAACGAAAGACAUAAACGAACUUGACAUAUACCUGAUUGAACUCGAAAACGCAAAAAUGUCGUUAUCGGGACUUGUCAUGAUAACAGAGGAUGUUAUGAAUAAAUUGUCAGUUGCACACUUCCGUGAAGAAUUUUCGCAUAUCGGGAAACGUCUUGAUAACGAAUUGUGUAAAUCUGUAAGCAUCUUUUCUUCUAUUCAUGACUUGAAUUUUGAAAGGAAAGAUGUCGCUAAAGAUAUUAUAGAAAACAUAUUUGGAAAGUUUAUUGCUAGAGCAAAGAAAAAUGAAACAAAGCAAACGUACCCACAGUUACCGUUGCCUGAACUCGGUCUAUUAUCAGUGCAUAAAGCAGAAAAAAUAUCCGAGUUUGUCCUUGAGACCGAUAUCAAAGACAUUGUUCCAGCGGAAAAUGACAAUGCAUGGAUAUUAACCGACACCGGUAUCAGUAUGUUAAGCUGCAAAGGUAUAUAA